Messenger RNA from Penicillium expansum, 165 nucleotides. RefSeq lists its product as uncharacterized. The transcript has a single exon. Lineage: Eukaryota; Fungi; Ascomycota; Eurotiomycetes; Eurotiales; Aspergillaceae. The record is from RefSeq and is a predicted model, not a curated record. Bases 1 to 165 code for a protein of 54 amino acids.
AUGUUGAUCGUUUGGUUCACAGUCAAUCUCAAGAAUGAGACACCGUGUGUCUCAGGAUGUGAGCUCCCGGCAAAUCAGUCUGGCAUGUCGUCCGGAGUAGAAGCGAUUCUUCUUCAUGUACUUGUUUAUAUAUUCAUCCUACCUAUCGCGAACACCUGUACCUGA